UCCCGCGCGCCGUCCCCGGAAACGGUGCACGCAGCCGCGCGCCGGCCAUGGAAGGCCACCUGUUCUCUGCGGCGCUCAGCGGCUCGUUCCUGGCGUCGUGCCUACUAUUCGCCGCUGUGGGCCGCGCGCUGCGGGAGCCCUACAUGGACGAGGUCUUCCACCUGCCGCAGGCGCAGCGCUUCUGCCAGGGCCACUUCACCGAGUGGGACCCCAUGAUCACCACGCUGCCUGGCCUGUACCUGCUGUCCGUGGGCGUGGUCAAGCCGGCAGGCUGGCUGCUGGGCUGGCCCGAGCAGGUGGUCUGCUCCAUCGGGGCCCUGCGCUUCGUCAACCUGCUCUUCAGCGCCGGCAACUUCUACCUGCUGCACCUGCUGCUGUGCCGCACGCAGCCGCGCCACAAGCAGGCCUGGUGCCCCCGGCCCCUCCUGCAGGCCUCGUCGGGCAUCCAGAGGGUCCUGUGCACGGUGGCGCUGGCAGCCUUCCCACCGCUUUAUUUCUUCAACUUCCUGUACUACACGGACGUGGGCUCGGUGUUCUUCACGCUCUUCUCCUACCUCAUGUGCCUGUACGGGAACCACAAGACAGCCGCCCUGCUAGGCGCAGGCGCUGUGCUCUUCCGGCAGACCAACGUGGUGUGGGUGGCCUUCUGUGCAGGCAGCGUAUGCGCCCCAAAACUGGCGGAGGCCUGGCAGGCGGAGCUGCGGGUCCGGCCUGCGGGAGGGGGGCCCCUGCAGCGAGGCUGGGCGCUGGCCCGCUUCCUGGGGAUAUUCUUGGGACGCAGGGAGCAACUGUGGGCCCUGCUGCCGGCGCUGUGGCCCUACGCCCUGCUGCUGCUGCUCUUCAGUGCCUUUGUGCUGCUCAACGGUGGCGUGGCCGUGGGUGACAGAGACAGUCACGAGGCCUGCCUGCACCUGCCACAACUCUUCUACUUCUGCUCCUUCACGCUGCUCUUCUCCUGUCCACACCUGGCCACCCCCUCAAGGCUGCGAGCCUUCCUGGGCUGGGCACGCCGGCGCCGGGCCCUCUUCCUGUUGCUCACUGUGGCCUGCAUGCUGCUGGUCUGGAGGUUCACCUACGCCCAUAAGUACCUGCUGGCUGACAACCGGCACUACACCUUUUACGUGUGGCGGCGGCUGCUGCAGCGCCACCCAGCAGUCAAGUACUUGCUGGCACCCGCCUAUGUCUUCGCGGGCUGGGCCAUCCUCGACUCACUCAGGGCCAAGUCCAUCUUCUGGACCCUGACCUUCCUGGUCUGCCUGCUGGCCGCCACAGUCCCACAGAGGCUACUGGAGUUCCGCUACUUCAUCCUGCCCUACCUCAUCUACCGGCUGAACGUGCCACUGCCUCCCACUGCCCGGCUGGUGUGUGAGCUGGCGGCCCACACCGCUGUCAACGCCCUCACCUUCUACGUCUUCCUCAACAAGCCCUUCCGCUGGCCUGACAGUCCAGACUUGCAGCGCUUCAUGUGGUGAUGAAUGGUGCCCAGCCAGUGUGGGACCACCACCCCAAGACACACAGCACAGCCUGCCUGUGGCCCCCAGAACCCAGGAGCUGAGAGUUGGGGCCACUGCAGCCAGGGAAGGGACCGUCCACUGCCAGCAGCAGGCCCCUCUGUGCCCCCAGACCCAUCCCCAGCCAGGCAGCAACAGGGGACACAGCCUGGAAAGAUGUUCCCAACUGGAAGGCCGUCCCACAGAACAUGGCAUGUGAUUCAGAUCUUCAAGUCAAACAGCCUUGACACUCCUGAGUCUGGGAUCAGGGGAGGUCAAGCUUUUAAUGACCACUGGCCCAUAGCUGGCGCCCACUGGAAAGGACUUGUGGAGGGUGACCCCUCUCAGGAGGCCUGCUGACCACUGACCCUGUGCUUAUUUGCAGGGCUGCUCUGACAAGUGGCCACAGACUUGGGGCUUAACACACCCCCCUCCCCCAUUCCAGAAUCUGGGGGCCUAAAAGGAAGGUCUUGGUGGAUUGGUUGUCUCCAGAAGCCCAGGAGGCCAGCUUUGACACCCCAGUAGCUUCUGGGCCCCCCGAUCCCCUUCUGGUUCUCCAGGACAAGGCCUGACCAUGGCUGGUCUGGAUCCAGGCCCUGCCUCAUGUCUGCAGGUGGAAAUGGGCAGUUCCUGGGUGCCUAGUGACCUGGUGCUUUGUGAGAUAUGCUUCAGCCUCUCAGACUCAGCAGUGAAGAGUGAAGCCUCUAGCUAGGAAGUCACGUCUACGUAGACAGCUGUGCAUAGCAUUGUGUCUGUACAGGGAGGUCACGUGGCCCAGGAACUAAAGGCACAUGGUGUAUGAUGUCGCUGUGACACGUAGCAGACUUGGAUGGGGGGGGUCUUAGAGUCAUCUGCUUGAGGCCUUUGUAGUUAGGGAUGGCUGCAGGGGUGUGUUGUGUGUGAUGUCUGCUGUUUGGGGGACAUUCCUUAUACUGUUCUCUCCUUACAGAAAAAUAGUAUUUGGACCCAUGAACUCUUCUGUGUACCCUCAGAACUGUGAACAGAGUUUAUCCUUAGCCUUUACAUUCAUAAACUGACAGCCACUUAUUGGUCUUCA
Messenger RNA from Erinaceus europaeus (western European hedgehog), 2547 nucleotides. RefSeq names its product ALG10 alpha-1,2-glucosyltransferase (gene ALG10). NCBI's taxonomy places the organism in Eukaryota, Metazoa, Chordata, Mammalia, Eulipotyphla, Erinaceidae. Gene Ontology annotation, biological process: dolichol-linked oligosaccharide biosynthetic process; protein N-linked glycosylation. The record is from RefSeq and is a predicted model, not a curated record. Gene Ontology annotation, molecular function: dolichyl pyrophosphate Glc2Man9GlcNAc2 alpha-1,2-glucosyltransferase activity. Bases 48 to 1472 code for a protein of 474 amino acids. The transcript is spliced from 3 exons. Gene Ontology annotation, cellular component: endoplasmic reticulum.